UCGCUGCAAUUUUAUUAUUAUUUUAAUGAUAAUAAAUAUUUAUCUAAAAUUAAUUGAAUUGCCUAUGUAAUUCUAUCACAUAAAGAAUGUUUCCCACAAAUCACAAAACAAUAUUCGUUUUGGAUCAUACACCCUAUUUUGGUAUAUCAUCUGAUUUCCCUAUAGAUUUUGAUAAUUCCAAGAGCAGGGGUCCAGGUUACGUUCCCUUACCUUCUAUCUAUAAAUCAUUAUGGACUUGUAGCGUAGAAGCUGCCGUUGAAUAUUGUCGGAUAGUGUGGGAUUUAUUCCCUGAAGGAAAAUUGGUCCGUUUUGUUGUUAGUGAUUCAGCGGCACAUAUAUUAAAUACAUGGGCAGUUUCCCAACAAAACUUAACACAUAUACUGAACGGGCUUUGUUUAGUUGGACCAGUCCGUCGUGGGGCUGGGGGUGAUGUGGUUGGACUAUGUGCUGCAAUAGAGGCUCUUGGUGAGCCUUCACCUACACAGACUUCACGACCUCCCACUGAACGGCAUUAUCAAAAUAGAGGUCGCAUUAUAUGUAUCACAAGUGCAAGAGAUGAUGACUCCAUUAGGAGCCUAGCAGAAAUAGCUUUAAACACAUUAAUACAACAAAAUAAGAAAGCGCAAAAUACAACUAGUGCCGAUUCUGGAACUUCUACACAACCUCAAAUUGUACACUACUGUCAUCUCGUGAUUAUAAAUGUAACACCAGAAAAAGCAGAAACUAGAGUUAGCCAGCAACAACUUACUGAGAUGGGUGGAGGACAAAUGGGAUGUGAGGUGAUAGUCUCUCGGGCGAGCCAAUUAGCUAACCUGCUCGGUCGGUUAGUGCUGCCGCACUACAGGCUCGCCACAACCACAGUGACUGGCAUUCCUAUGAAGGAAGAACAAAAUGCAAGUUCUAGUGCUAACUAUGAUGUGGAAAUUAUACACUCAGCGGAAGCUCACGCUGGUCUCAGAGCAGCACAAACGGCUGCUGAAGCUUUAGAAUCGGUGGUGCUUCGUUGGUGGACACCGCGAGGUGCCGAGGGCGGUGCGAGUAGCUGCAGCGGCCCAUUGUGGCGAGUGACGCCAGCGGACGUCGCCAGCCGUCCUUCGGCCUGCCUCGUCAACUUCCUGCUGAAUGGACGUUCUGUCACUCUUGAAGUGCCCAGGAAAGGCGGCGGGCGGUCAGCCUCCCACGUUUUGGCGGCGCAAGGGGGCGAGUUGUGGAUCGGCGCAUUGGGCGGUCGCACUCCCUACGAUGACCCACCCGCGCUCUCGGAGGGUACCGGAGGACGUAUUACAGACUACAGGAUAAAAGAAUUCGGUGCUUUAAUGCAACAGAAUAAAUUGAAUCCAUUGCGAGGCAGCGGCGCGAAUGGACGAGCCAGGGCUCGUCUUCAACGCCACACAACCUACUGGCCACUCACAAUAUCGUCUACACUCAUAUUUAAUUUGGGAUCAGUCAUGGAACCAUUAACUAGAUUAGUCGUACAAGAGUCCCUGACUGAUGAAGAGGUAGACACCUGUCGGAAUGUGCUGUUGUCGCUCCUCGGCAUGGAGUCGCGCCAUGAGUUUCCUGCUACACAACUGCCGUCCAAUAUCAGGGGCAAGUCAAGCACACGUCGUGAGGAGCAAUGGCGGCAAGUGUGGGGCGAACUAGAGGCGCUGGUUCGAGCGUACUCAGCGUCGCCGGCUCAUCACGCCUUGUUACGGGUGUUGCUUGACUGCCGCGCACAUAACAAUCCUAACGCUGAUAGUGAAUCUCGUGCUACUGUGAUACGAGCUACUACUGACUCUCCGCUGUCGCCAGUGGGAGCGGGUAAUGGAUCUUCCAGCGCUACAGGGGAUGUCUGGGCCCCCAGAAACGUCCUAGACGCCCUGCUUGGACCCCCGCGACCGCCAAGAAGGCCCGACUUCGCCGGACGAAUGGCCGCCGGUACCAGGGUCGCUACUUUAUAUACACAUUUACAACAAGAUGUGGAAACGACACACUAAUUUUAUGUAAUAAGUGAUAUAAAUAAAUAG
Messenger RNA from Achroia grisella, 2009 nucleotides. RefSeq names its product protein asunder (gene asun). The transcript is spliced from 13 exons. Bases 87 to 1979 code for a protein of 630 amino acids. The record is from RefSeq and is a predicted model, not a curated record. NCBI's taxonomy places the organism in Eukaryota, Metazoa, Arthropoda, Insecta, Lepidoptera, Pyralidae. Gene Ontology annotation, biological process: centrosome localization; regulation of mitotic cell cycle. Gene Ontology annotation, cellular component: integrator complex.